AUGAAACCUUCUACUAUUGUUAUUAAAUUAGGUUCUUCUUCCUUAGUGAACCCUGAUACUAGAGAACCUAGACUUUCAAUAAUGUCUAAGAUGGUUGAAACUGUAGCUAUUUUAAAAAGACAAGGUCAUAAAGUGGUUAUUGUUUCAAGUGGUGGUGUUGCAAUGGGUCUUAAUGCUAUGAGAUUAGCUGAAAAACCAAAAGAAAUUGCAGAAAUUCAAGCUAUUGCUGCAAUUGGUCAGGGUAGAUUAAUUAGUAAAUGGGAUAUGUUAUUUCAAGAAUAUGAGCAAGAAAUUGCACAAAUUUUAUUAACUAGAAAUGAUAUUUUAAAUUGGAAACAGUAUAAAAAUGCUAAAAAUACAAUUUUAGAACUUUUAAAAAUGGGUGUAACUCCGAUUGUUAAUGAAAAUGAUACUUUAUCAAUAAGUGAAAUUGAAUUUGGUGAUAAUGAUACUUUAUCUGGUGUUACAGCAGCUUUAAUUGAAGCUGAUUAUCUUUUCCUAUUAACUGAUGUAGAUUGUUUAUAUACAAAUGAUCCAAGAAUAGACCCUGAAGCAAAACCUGUUAUUACAGUAGAUAUGGAUAGUAAAAUUAAUCCUUUAAAGGAUGUAAAUACUUCAAGUGGUUCUGGUAGUAGUGUUGGUACAGGUGGUAUGAAAACAAAAUUAAUUGCAGCUGAUUUAGCUACAAAGGCAGGUGUUGUUACUUUAGUAAUGAGAUCUGAGCAACCACAAGAAAUUGUAAGAAUUAUAGAUUAUAUGGAGAAAGAAAAUUUUAGAAAUUUAUCAAGUGAUGAAGAAGUGGCUUUAUUAAAUGAUCGUGGUUUACCUUUACAUACUAAAUUUUUGGCUAUUGAUAAUGAUUUACGUUUAGAAAAUAGACAAUUUUGGUUAUUACAUGGUCUUGUUUCAAAAGGUUCAAUUAUUAUAGAUAAAGACAUAUAUGAAAAUAUUAUUGAAGAAAAUAAUAAUAAUACUAAUAAUUUAGAAGAAGAAAAUGAAAAUUCUGAAGAUGAAGCAUUUUCUAUAGAUUAUCAAGGUGGAUUACCUGCAUCAGGUAUUAUUGAUAUUCAAGAUACUUUCCACGAAUUAGAUUGUGUAAACUUGAAAAUUGGUAGAAGAUUAUCGAAUGGUGAAUUAGAUCCUGAAUUUCCAUUACAAACUGUUGGUAGAGCUAGAUGUAAUUAUACUAGUACUGAACUUAAUAAAAUUAAAGGGAUUAAUAGAGGUGAAAGUGUUACUGAUUUCUUAGGUUACUCGGGUAGUGACUCUGAUGAAAUAAAUGAAAGCGAACAUACACAUGUUAUGGGUCAUUCUGGUAGUGAACAUUUAGUAAAUAAAUUAGCAGAUGGGUUACAUGAAUGUUGUAUCGCAAGUAGAGAAAAUUUAGCAUUUACACCGGUUUGA
Messenger RNA from Maudiozyma saulgeensis, 1404 nucleotides. NCBI's taxonomy places the organism in Eukaryota, Fungi, Ascomycota, Saccharomycetes, Saccharomycetales, Saccharomycetaceae. The record is from the annotation of a GenBank genome assembly.